UUGGGGAAACCGAUCUCGCUCCGUCCUCCCGCUGCGUCGAUUCCUUUCAGGGGUGCAAUUGUGAGUGUGAUUUAGCUGCGAGAACAUUGAUUCAUGUUCUGCAAGCAUCUUGGUUCACAGCUCCGCUCUUACGCGUUAGUGGGUUUAUGGAGAACCGAAGGAUCAGUCUGUUUUGUGUUUUCUAGGAUCUCGUGCUAGGUUGCGAGGUCUAGGAGGUGUGGAUUGUGGAGAGAGGGGUUUUGGUUGGUUUACUGUAGUGAUUUUUAUUCUCAAUCUGGAGUUUCGAAUCGUGACGAGAAAAUUUGGGAGCCGGAAGGAUUGUAAAGGUGGGUACUGAAUUAGGUCUGGAGCACCGGGUCGUGCGUGAAAGGAUGUGGAGGUGAGAGCUAGCGAAAAAGAAGAAGCGAGAGCAAGAACGAUGAUGAACCACGGAGGUGAUGGACCCGCUGCGACAAACCUGCGUCGGGAUCCUUUCAAAACUUCAGUGGGGAAAGGCGCUGGACAGAGGAGACGACAAGCAGCUAUCACUAUUGGGAAGGAUCGACGGGAUUCUGUCGUGCGGGCGAAGCGGCUGAGGAGAGCAGACCCUGCAGAUCAUGGGGAUGGUGAUGCCAUGCAGCUUGCUGCAGUUGCCGCAGAUGACGACGUUGCUUACAAACUCCUUGAAGACAGCACUGCUGCUGCUGUCCUCAACCUCAAAAACAUAGGUAAAAAAGCAACUCCAAAGAAAGUGGAGGCUUUGCAGACUCUGAGGCGGCUACUGUCGUGCUCGGCAUAUCCACCUGUUCAUGUUGCUGUGCAAGCUGGUGUAGUGCCUCUCCUUGUUGAUUGUCUGGGUUUCGGUGCAUCUGAGGACCAGCUAUUUGAGGCAGCAUGGUGUUUGACAAACAUUGCUUCUGGAGAUCCCGAACAAACACGUGCUGUGGAGCCAGCUUUGCCUCUUCUUAUCCUUCACCUUGGAGAGAAGAAUCCAGCCCGAGUGGUAGAGCAGUGUGCUUGGGCAUUAGGAAAUGUAGCCGGCGAAGCGGAAGAUCUACGCGAUUGGUUACUACGACAAGGCGCCCUUUCAGCGCUAGCUCGGAAUCUCUCCUCCCCCAUUAUCACUCUGGUUCGCACAGCUGCCUGGGCUUUAUCUAAUCUUAUUAAGGGACCCAACUCCAGAGCAGCGACAGAGCUCAUGAAGAUGGACGGUAUUGUUGACACUCUUGUUCGACUCGUAUCAAAUGGGGAUGACGAAUUGGUUGUAGAAGUUGCGUGGGUUUUGGUCUAUGUGACAUCUAUGUCAGAUCUACAUUCAAGCCAACUCAUCCAUGCUGGUCUUCUCCCGCCCCUUGUGGCUCGCCUGGCCGUAUCCCACCAUCAACCGUUACUCACACCGGUUCUACGAACCAUCGGUAACAUUGUAGCCAGUGACAAUUCGAAGUGCGAUGCUGUGUUAGCCGCUGGCCAGUCUCUUCCAGGUGGGAUCAAUGGUGCCCUAGCAAGAAUCUUGGAGACUGAGCAUCGCACUCUACAAAAGGAAGCCGCUUGGGUAGUAUCUAACUUGGCGGCAGGCUCCAUCUUGCACAAACGAGCAGUGUUCAAUGGAGGGGCUGUUUCUCCACUUCUAUAUCUUCUUGCUACGUCAACAUUUGACGUUAGGAAAGAGGCAGCUUAUGCGUUGGGGAACUUAUGUGUGGCUCCGCGUGAUCAAGGAGAAGAAGGGAAACCUAUUCUGGAGCAUUUGAAUGUUUUGGUGGACCGAGGCUGCCUCAUGGGCUUCAUAGCUCUUGUAAAAUCUCCCGAUCUAGAAUCUGCUAGACUGGGGUUGCAGUUCCUAGAGCUGGUUAUGCGAGCACUACCUGAUGGGAAAGGGCCAAAGCUUGUUGAGAAAUUGGAUGGCAUUGCAGCUAUGGAGGAGCUUCAAUUUCAUGCUAACGAAGAACUGCGAAUUAUGUCAAAUAUGUUGAUUGAUCAGUACUUCGGUGAAGACUACGGCUUAGAGGAGGAGUUUGUGUCAGGUGAUGCAAGAACCCAGUAUGGCCCAGAGUAUCCUCCUUGGCGGAGGGGAGGAUUGGCUGCUUAAACGAGGGAAGUGUUUACUCGAGGUGUUCUUGGCGAUAUUUGUACAGUAAUUUUAAAGUAAUAAAAGCACAUUUGCAGGUAUCCUGAGUUCCUUAUUUAAGAAUAGUUGUAGAUCAGGUUGUGAGUGUGUCGCAAGGUUCAGGUGUGUUUUUAAAAGAUGAUUUCUUUUGUCAAAUCUUAGUUCAUCCUC
Messenger RNA from Physcomitrium patens, 2254 nucleotides. Its product is annotated as importin subunit alpha-9. Gene Ontology annotation, cellular component: cytoplasm. Gene Ontology annotation, molecular function: nuclear import signal receptor activity; protein binding. NCBI's taxonomy places the organism in Eukaryota, Viridiplantae, Streptophyta, Bryopsida, Funariales, Funariaceae. The record is from RefSeq and is a predicted model, not a curated record. Gene Ontology annotation, biological process: protein import into nucleus.